Messenger RNA from Pieris rapae (cabbage white), 3251 nucleotides. Its product is annotated as fatty acyl-CoA reductase wat. The record is from RefSeq and is a predicted model, not a curated record. Gene Ontology annotation, cellular component: peroxisome. Gene Ontology annotation, biological process: long-chain fatty-acyl-CoA metabolic process. The transcript has 11 exons. The coding region runs from base 145 to 1728 and encodes 527 amino acids. Gene Ontology annotation, molecular function: alcohol-forming very long-chain fatty acyl-CoA reductase (NADP+) activity. Lineage: Eukaryota; Metazoa; Arthropoda; Insecta; Lepidoptera; Pieridae.
UUGACAAACUAUGUUUGCUCGGUCCCUGACGGCAGCAUAAUGUCAAUAGUCUAAGGCUUUGAGCCAUUUACACCAAACCGUUUAACAGUUAGUGAACAGUGCUCGAGUUGAUAACGCGAAGUGGUUGUUAUAAAUCGCAAAAGAAUGGUGGUUAUAGGAGAAACGAUUGUUAAAGAGGGGGGUGACAUCACAUACAAGGACAUGAUUGACGAGCCACAUUUAGAAGACUCCCAGAUACAGAAAAUGUUCGCUGGUGCCUCGGUGUUUAUAACUGGUGGUACUGGAUUCCUUGGGAAACUCUUUAUUGACAAGUUACUCAGAUCUUCUCCUGGCCUAAGAAAGUUGUACGUUCUCGUCAGAGCUAAGAAAAACAAGGAGCCUAUAAAAAGAUUAGAAGAGCAACUAAAUGAUGUUCUUUAUGAUCGACUGCGGAAGGAACAGCCCGACUUUAUCAAAAAAAUUUACGUGGUUGAGGGAGAGGUGAACCAAGAAAAUUUAGGGAUAUCUGAAACGGAUAGGCAGUUGCUUAUCAAUGAGGUGGAUUUCAUAUUCCAUGGGGCUGCUACUGUUCGUUUCGACGAGCCCUUAAAAGUGGCUGUCGGAACCAACGUACGAGGGUCCAGGGAAAUGCUAUUACUUGCCAGGUCUUGUACAAAGUUGAGAGCAUACGUACACAUCUCUACUGCCUAUAGUUACUGCACACAACUAGAUAUUGACGAAAAGUUCUACAAAAGCUCACUAGAUGGCGAUCAACUCAUUGACUUGGUCGAAAACAUGGAUGAGGCUGUUUUGAAAGACAUCACACCUGGGUUAGUGGGAAAUUAUCCAAACACAUAUGCUUAUACCAAAGCGGCCGCCGAAGAUGUGGUCUUAAAACAUUCUAAGGGACUACCAGUUGCCAUGGUCAGACCAUCUAUUGUUAUCGCCACAGCACGGGACCCUAUAGUAGGAUGGAUUGACAAUGUUUACGGACCUACUGGGGUGGUGGUUGGUGUAGCAGUUGGCCUUCUUCGAGUGUUACUGUGUAACCGCCAUGCAGUCGCCGACCUGGUACCAGGCGAUAUGGUUGUGAAUGCAUGUAUUGCUGCAGCCUGGAAAACUGCCAAAGACUAUCCUGGAAACCAUGAGGAUGCUCCACCUCUUGAUCAAGCUCCGCCUGUGUAUAAUUUUGUAUCCUCAGAAGAAAAUCCACUUACUUGGGAUAACUUCUUGCAUCUGAAUCGUCGUUAUGGCUAUGAAGUUCCAACUAUUCAAGCUGUAUGGCAUUACAUCUUACUCUUCACAACUUCAGAAUACCUAUUCAAUUUCUACUGUCUGCUACUACAUUGGAUACCUGCUUACAUCAUUGACGGAAUUGCUGUACUUAUUGGGAAAAAACCUGUAUUGAAAGUUGCGUACCAGAAAAUAGAAAAAUUCUCACGCGUCAUCGGCUACUUCUCGUGUCGGUCUUGGAAGUUCUCCAAUCAAAACGUUCAGAGUUUAUAUAAGGAGCUAUGCGACGCCGAUAAAGAUAUUUACGACUUUAAUAUCGCGCAAUUAGACUGGAAGAUGUAUUUCUAUAAUCAAGUUCGGGGAAUAAGGUUAUAUUUGCUCAAGGAUCCUAUGGAGACGGUACCACAGGGCCUAAAACGGUAUUUUAAGCUAAAAGUAGCUCAUUAUUUCAUAUUAGCAAUUUUAGGUUUUAUUGUAUUCAAAUUAUUGAGUUGGAUAUUUUGCAUGUUUUUAUAAUUGUAAUUUAUUGCACCGACUUGUAGUUGAAUAUCAUAUAUCAGAUAUAUUAUCACCAAUAUAUCAAGUCAUGUUCUGAGUCCUUAAAGAUGUCUGUAAAAGAUUUAGAUACCUGGAAUGUGGACACAUGAGAUAUUUCCGAAAAAAAAUACAAAAACAUGAAGCUAUUAGGUUCAUUAUGAUUUGGUGGUACCAAACAUGGACUCAUUGAAUAAAUGCAAUGGUUUUUUUUCAAAUAAAUCUAUACAGAAGUUUAAAUCGAGAUUAAGGUCGUCAGAGUAUAUACAGAAACAAAUAGCACUGCUAUAACUUUCCAAAAGUGGUAUCUAUCUUUCUUUUUCGAAUUGAAUGUCGCUGUUUACAUUUUCGCAUCAAUUAUUGUUUUCAUUUUAUUUUAAGUUUAAAUUUUAUUUUUAAUUUAUAGUUUCUUUGUGAAACGUUUUCAGGAUACUACUAUAAUUAUAACUUGUAUAUAUAUAUAUAUAUAUAUUUACAGAAUUUGUUUUUGUGACCUGUGUUAUGUUUCCUUAUCAAUAAUAGAUACAAAAAAACGAUGGGAUCACUAUUUAGUCACUAUUUACUAAUUAGCUUAUCAUUGCAUUAUUUAAAGUAAUUAUUAAAGAUUAAAACACAAUCCAUUAUGACGUUUUGUCUGAUGAUACAGUAAUCAAAUAUUUCGAAUUGUAUAUAGUUUUAUUUAAGUAUAGUUUAAGUUUGGUGGUUUAAAAUUAGUUUAAUUUCCAUUUAUAUGGAAUACUAUCUCAUUGCCUUAAAUAUCUACUGAAUUUCUUAUCACUCGUGUUUGGAACACGUAAACUAAAUCAAGUUUAUAGUAAAUUUAUAAUUAAGGACUUUUAUGAAAAAAAUGAAAUUAAAAAUAAAAUAUAGCAUUUGAAAGAGUACAAAAUUCUAAACAAUUGUGUAUAAAGCUGCGAGAAACUAAAAUAUUAAAUGACGGAUAUGUUAAUUGAUUCCAAGAAUCUCUUAAAUUAAAAUCUCUUUUUUGUACCUUUUCAUGUUUGGUAUUGAUACUUAGAUUAAGAUUCAGUGUUGAAACUUAGCGCUAAGUAUAGCGUGCGACAAAACCAAUAUUUGAUAGUCUUUCACUAAGUCUCAACUCUGAUCCUAACUUUAACCCUUUAUUGAUAAUCUGUCUCUUCUCCACAGAGUAAACGCAAUUUGACAGAAAAAUACGAAAUUUUGAUAAAUGAAUGUAAUUGCACUAAUUUAGUUUUUAUGAAUAAGAGGUAGUCUCGAAAAAUUUAGUACGUUUCAAAUAAGUUUUUGGUUACAUGUGGGUAUUUGGUUUUUCCUGAUUACUGAAAGUCAUUUGUAAUAAUUUCUUCAUUUGUCAGUUUCUGCUAUUAUAUAUUAAGGCAUACCCCUAAAAUUACCGUAUUUCCUUCUAAUAACGGUAAUUUAAUGUAUGGGAUACAUAAAAUUGUGAUAAUUUUUGCUCAUUUAUUUUUAAGGUAUUUUUGUAAUAUGUUAAGAGGCCAUUGCAAUAAAGUCUUUGAAACUUG